Molecule: messenger RNA, 1749 nt
Organism: Peniophora sp. CBMAI 1063
Lineage: Eukaryota; Fungi; Basidiomycota; Agaricomycetes; Russulales; Peniophoraceae
Source: the annotation of a GenBank genome assembly
AUGUCCAGAUCCAGGGAGGCUUGGGAGUCCUUCGUUCGAAUACGAUGCGAGGGAUUAUUCGGCGGACCUAAAACACUGGGUACCCAAGGGCGUGCUGCCAGAUUGGUCGCAGCGGACCAUGAACUCGACGUCCUCAAAGAGUUUGAAGUCGUCAUGAGACAGGCUAGGAAUAAGCUCUCUCCUGUGGGUGCUCUGCCGGCGGAGGUACUAUCCGUGAUCUUCGAGCUUGCGCAAGAGAAUUGGCAGCCAGUGGCGAUAAAAUCCAAUAAAUCAGACUCUGACGACUCUGACGAAGAUGGAGAGAAGGAGCUUUUUGAGUACUCAUAUGACCUUGGAUGGAUAUUCGUGACACAUGUCUGUCACUCGUGGCGCCAGGUUGGCUUGAGCACUGCUCGUUUAUGGCAAUGUCUUCCAUGCUUGGGCAUACCGCCACUUCUUGCGAGCGAAAUCAUCUGUCGAUCAAGAAAUCAACCUCUUGAACUCGUUAUCAAUGACUGGCCCGCCGAUACGCAAACUACUCAGUCGGCUUUGCGUGGUUGGCUCUGCCCAUAUCUCUUGCGGCGUACUUCCAUCCUUCGGGUCGAAGAAGUACCUGCAGAAGACUUCAAAACCUGGUUUACCCUCAUGGCGCACCCGAUGCCAAUUCUUCGCAGAUUGAAACUUGAACUUGAGGACGGAGACGAGGAUGUGGUCCGACUUCCCGAGACAGUUUUCCCCGGGAACUAUCCUCAUCUCACCGAUGUUCUCUUCCAAGACUGUGUCCCUCAGUGGGACUCUGUCUUGUUCUCCUCGCCGAUCACGAGCCUGACGCUCUCAGCCACGUGGGUCGCCGAGGACGCAUUGUUCCUACCGGACAUGGCAGAGUUCCGUGCGGUACUAGUCUCACUACCGGGCCUGGAACAUCUUGUUCUACAGAACUUUUAUCCUCGGCCCUGCCCACCCGAUCAAAGACAACUCGAGCCGCUCACUCUGUCCAACCGCUUUCGCCAUCUGAAGAUCAAGGUCGACUGCGGCACCGUGUACGAAGACUUGAACGCGGACUUUUGGGAGUCGUUCGUCUUCCCGGUCGCUUCUACAGUCGAUCUGAAGAUUAUGUUGGACGAGUACGACUCCUGGGAUGACGAGGGAUGGCACUUUCUCGACCCCGUACUCCAGCUUCUGGACGGUGGUAGCAAUCCCAAGGAGCUCUUGUUGAAUGACAAAUCUGUUAUAGUGUUGUACCCCGAUGAUGACCCAAACAUCACUAUGCCGCAGUCCGCGCCCUUGCAGUCAUCCGCUCGCAAGAGGACCAUUUUGACGUGGUCUGCGGAGGUUCAUACGCAUGUGCAUAGACUGCCAAUGAUAGACUUAACGUCCGUCCGCUUCACCUCCGAUCUCCAGAAGCGAUUCUCAUCGGCCGACGCUUGGAUGCAAUCGUUCUCGACGGCUGUCACGGUCAAGCGCCUCUCCAUAUCACUCAAACACGCACUUCCUCUGUUGGAGGCCCUGGCACGUACAGGAGUUGACGGCGGGAUGUCCCUGUUUCCUCAACUGCAGACCAUCGUCAUCCACGAGGGACCGAGAAAGCGCGCAGACGCUGGGGAAUGGAGCAGGCUUGAGCUUGAUGUAUCACUCAUGGACCUCAUGGAGAGUCGGGAAAGGGCAGGCGUGCCGUUGGAGGUCAUAGCGAAAAAGAAAAUGUCGACCUGGCCAAUAUGGACGCGCGUCGGCGAAAAAACUACUGUCUCAUUUCACAAGCGUGUGUCGUAG